This is a messenger RNA of Polyodon spathula (Mississippi paddlefish), 1847 nucleotides long. RefSeq names its product sodium- and chloride-dependent GABA transporter 1-like. The record is from RefSeq and is a predicted model, not a curated record. Gene Ontology annotation, biological process: sodium ion transmembrane transport; neurotransmitter transport. The transcript is spliced from 14 exons. Gene Ontology annotation, molecular function: gamma-aminobutyric acid:sodium:chloride symporter activity. Bases 1 to 1794 code for a protein of 597 amino acids. NCBI's taxonomy places the organism in Eukaryota, Metazoa, Chordata, Actinopteri, Acipenseriformes, Polyodontidae. Gene Ontology annotation, cellular component: plasma membrane.
AUGGGAAAGACUGGCCAAAGCUCUGUGGAGAUCAGCUCCCCCAGUGAGGUGAAGCAUGCCAUCCCCUUCGAGACUCUGGACCCAGCAGCAAUGCCCGGCAACACCAAGCCAGAGCUACCAAACCGGGGCACCUGGAAGGGCAAGUUCGACUUCCUGCUGUCCUGUGUGGGGUACGCUAUUGGACUGGGCAACGUGUGGAGAUUCCCAUACCUGUGCGGCAAGAAUGGAGGAGGUGCCUUUUUGAUUCCCUAUGUCCUGACCCUGGUGUUUGCUGGGGUGCCUCUCUUCCUGCUGGAGACGGCUCUGGGGCAGUACACCUCUGUGGGAGGGCUGGGGGUCUGGAAAUUGGCACCAAUGUUCAAAGGUGUGGGGAUGGCUGCAGUUGUACUGGCCUUCUGGCUCAAUAUUUAUUACAUCAUCAUCAUUGCCUGGGCUCUUUACUAUCUAUUCCACUCCUUCGGAUCAGAGCUUCCAUGGCAAACCUGUGACCACCUGUGGAACACUGACCGCUGCUUCUCCAACUACAGCAUCCCUGACACUGCCAACCUGACCAGCACUGUCACCGAAUUCUGGGAGAGAAACAUGCACCAGAUAACAGGGGGCCUGGAUGAGCCAGGCACGUUGAGGUGGCCGCUCGCUGGCACGCUGGCCCUGGCCUGGGUGCUCGUCUAUUUCUCCAUCUGGAAAGGAGUGGAGUGGACAGGGAAGGUGGUGUAUUUCUCCUCUAUCUACCCCUACUUCAUGUUGUUCAUCUUGUUUUUCCGUGGGGUGACUCUCCCGGGGGCAAAGGAAGGCAUUCUCUUUUACAUUACCCCUGAUUUCAGUAAACUCACCCAUUCGGGGGUCUGGCUGGAUGCAGCCACUCAGAUUUUCUUCUCCUAUGGCCUGGGACUGGGCUCUCUGAUUGCCCUCGGGAGUUACAACCAUUUCAACAAUGAUGUAUACAUGGACUCACUCAUCGUUUGCUGUAUAAAUUCCACCACCAGCAUGUUUGCAGGCUUUGUCAUCUUCUCCAUCGUGGGCUUCAUGUCUCACAUCACAAAGAAGCCCAUCCAAGAGCUGGCAGCUUCAGGACCAGGCCUGGCCUUCCUUGCCUACCCACAGGCCGUCACUCAGCUGCCCCUGUCUUCCCUAUGGUCAGUGUUGUUCUUCUCUAUGCUGAUGAUGCUGGGGCUGGACAGCCAGUUUUGCACAGUGGAAGGCUUUGUCACUGCCCUGAUGGAUGAGUACCCUGUGUUAUUGAGGUCAAGAAAGAAAGCAUUCAUCGCUGUGGUGUGCUUCAUCUCCUACAUCAUCGGCUUUUCAAACAUCACCCAGGGCGGGCUCUAUGUGUUUAAGCUGUUUGACUAUUACUCAGCAAGUGGAAUGUGUCUGCUGUUCUUGGUGUUCUUUGAGACAGUGUCGAUAUCCUGGGUUUACGGGGUUGACAAGUUCUAUGGCAACAUCGAGGAGAUGAUUGGCUACAGGCCCUGUAUCUGGUGGAAGCUAUGCUGGUGCUACUUCACUCCCCUGGUCUGCCUGGGGGUGUUUCUGUUCACAGCUAUAGAGAUGACACCGCUGACCUUGGGGAAGUAUGUAUACCCGGCCUGGGGUCAGGGGGUCGGCUGGGUUAUGGCCCUGUCGUCCAUGGUGCUCAUCCCUGGAUAUGUCAUCUACAUGCUCUUGACCACUAAAGGCAGCUUCAGGCAGCGUUGGCAUAAGAUGACCACUCCUAAUCAAGAACUCAAAGAUCAGCACGACAGUCUCAGACAGCAGACCUCCUUCACUGGGAGCUUCAGUGAUGCUGCAGUGUAGACCUGUAGUAUGUGUCCAGGGUACAACAACAGGAAGCCACUAGCAAAGUAACA